ACAAAAAAUUAAUUUUGUCCAAAUUGAAACUCUAUUUCUGCGCGUCAAAUCGUACACCCAAAUGUUAUUAUUAUCGUGGCUACAGUUGAGUGAACAAUUUAUGAUUUUAUAAUGUCGCAUUCAACCUUCGAAACCAGAGAAACGGUUACCCAGGCCAUAUUAAAGGGUAAACGUAACAACAAACUAACAUUUGCACAAAUUGCAUCCGCAAUCGGCAGAAAUAAGGUUUGGACGACUGCAGCUAUUCUGGGUCAACAUCCCAUGUCCGCAGAUGAAGCUGAAAAGGUUCUAACCGUCGUUGGCGUUGGUCGUGACGACGAAUUUAUCGCACUUAUGCAGGAAAUACCAUCCAGAGCUCAUCGUAACGUGCUGAACGAAAACGAUCCAACGAUAAAACGGCUUCAAGAGGUGGUUGAUGUUUACGGACCAAGCAUCAAGGAGAUUACACACGAAUUGUGUGGUGAUGGGAUAAUUUCGGCCAUUGAUUGCCGGAUUGAUGUGAACAAAAAAGAAGAUCCUAAAGGUGAUCGUGUUGUUAUCACCAUUGAUGGGAAAUUUCUAAAAUAUCAGCCGUGGUAAUGAACUAAUAAAGUUUUGUGGGUACA
This is a messenger RNA of Bradysia coprophila, 605 nucleotides long. Its product is annotated as cyanate hydratase-like. The record is from RefSeq and is a predicted model, not a curated record. Gene Ontology annotation, molecular function: DNA binding; cyanate hydratase activity. Lineage: Eukaryota; Metazoa; Arthropoda; Insecta; Diptera; Sciaridae.